This is a messenger RNA of Osmerus eperlanus (European smelt), 2136 nucleotides long. It is a transcript of the gene slc7a9, whose product is annotated as solute carrier family 7 member 9. NCBI's taxonomy places the organism in Eukaryota, Metazoa, Chordata, Actinopteri, Osmeriformes, Osmeridae. Gene Ontology annotation, cellular component: membrane. Bases 145 to 1620 code for a protein of 491 amino acids. Gene Ontology annotation, biological process: amino acid transmembrane transport. Gene Ontology annotation, molecular function: L-amino acid transmembrane transporter activity. The transcript is spliced from 14 exons. The record is from RefSeq and is a predicted model, not a curated record.
AGCGCUUUGUAAGGAGAUACAGUGAGAACAGAUACCCAGAAAACUAGUCUACACGACAUUUAAAUGAAGUUGUGGGGUCAAAAAAAAAAACUGAAGACUUUGCUGUAUUGAGACCAAACCGCUGAAAACACAUAAAGGGUUGGCAUGGACGACGGCAGCGUAAGGAGGAGAAAGGAUGCAGGGAACGUGGCCUCCCUCUCCCCCACUACAGAGGAGAAGGUGAAGGCCACAGUGCUGCAGAAGGAAGUGGGUCUCCUGAGCGGAAUCUGCCUGAUCGUGGGCACCAUGAUCGGCUCAGGGAUCUUCAUUUCUCCCAAGGCCGUGCUGGAGCACUCUGGGGCGGUCGGACCAUGCCUGUGUGUGUGGGCAGCCUGCGGGUUGCUGGCCACUCUGGGUGCACUGUGCUAUGCGGAGCUGGGCACCAUGAUUACUAAAUCGGGUGGAGAGUACCCCUAUCUGAUGGAGGCCUUUGGGUCCAUCGUGGCCUACCUGUACUCCUGGACCACCAUCAUGGUCCUAAAGCCCUCCUCCUUCGCCAUCAUCGCCCUCAGCUUUGCGGAGUACGCAUCCACUCCGUUCUACCCGGGGUGCCAGCCUCCUGUUGUCGUCACUAAGUGUCUGGCUGCAGCUUGCAUCUUAUUGAUAGUACUGGUCAACUGUCUUAGCGUCAAGCUGGCCAGUUACGUCCAAAACUUCUUUACCGCAGCCAAACUCUUCAUCAUUCUUAUCAUUGUGGUGUCCGGCAUUGUGCUGUUGGCCCAAGGGAACACACAGAAUCUGUCAAAUGCCUUCGAAGGGUCAUCGACCUCUUUUGGCAACAUUGGACUUGCGUUUUACAACGGCCUUUGGGCUUACGAUGGGUGGAACCAACUUAACUUCAUAACUGAGGAACUGGAAAACCCAUUUAGGAAUCUUCCCCUGGCCAUCAUCAUCGGGAUCCCCCUGGUGUCAGUUUGCUACGUGCUGGUCAACAUUGCCUACUUCAGUGCCAUGUCCGCCACAGAACUGUUACAGUCUCCAGCCGUCGCUGUGACUUUUGGUGACCGGGUGCUCUACCCCGUGUCCUGGGUCGUCCCUCUGUUUGUGGUCUUCUCCACGUUCGGGGCGGGCAACGGAAGUUGCUUCACCGCCGGCAGGCUGACCUAUGUGGCUGGAAGGGAAGGUCACAUGGUGAAGAUCUUGUCCUACAUCAGCCCCAAGUACUACACUCCAUCCCCUGCCCUUAUCUUCAACGGGAUUCUGGCUAUUCUUUACACCGUCCCAGCAGACAUUAACAGUCUUAUAAACUACUUUAGCUUCGCCCAGUGGGCGUUCUACGGUCUAACGGCUCUUGCUCUCAUCGUCAUGCGCUUCACCAGGAAGGAACUUCACAGACCAGUCAAGGUACCGAUAGCCAUCGCCUUCUUGGUGGUGAUCGUGUCCUGUUACCUGGUCCUGGCCCCCAUCAUAGACAAGCCAGAGCUCGAGUAUCUCUACUGCACUGUCUUCAUAGUCAGCGGCCUGCUACUAUACUUCCCUUUCGUCCACCGCAAGUUCGGCUGGACACGCAAAGUCAUGAGGCCCAUCACCAAGCACCUGCAGCUGCUGAUGGAAGUGGUGCCCCCAGACAAAAUUGAAUGACGAAGACGAAUGGACGUUAAUGGACAACUAGUGGAUAUCUAGACUGCUCUUCCACUGAACAGAAUAUCCGGACAACCCAGAGGAAUAGUCUAGAUCUCAUGCUGGAUGCAACAGGGAUCCCUCUGAUAACUGAAAUGAAUGUACAUUUAAUUCUGGGGCUAUUUAAUCUGGCUUGAACUGCAAUUCCUUCCCCUCUGGUCUGGUCCUCUUCGUUGUCUGUCCAUGUAUGAACUGCCAGCAAGUCUUUUGUUUACACCAUAGGAAGAUACUAAAAACCUAUAAAGCUUUCAAAAUGCCCAUGACUUUUUGUUAGUUUAGUUUUUUCCCCCUCAUGCUUUAGUUUUAAUGAAAUGUUUGAUACCACAUUCAAGCAAUGUGUACACUAACGUUUUACUGCAAAUAUUGUAAGUUUAAAAGGAUACAGACCUCCUUGUUCUCUCUGUUUUCAAUGUUGUGCUACUAUUGCAGUGUAGAACUUCUGUAUUUUUGAUUGUACGUGAAUGAAAGAAAAAUGGA